AUGGUUACGGGGAACAGCAGUGCGCCGGGAAAUGGUAUCACUGGAGGCUUGGAGGAUGAUGCCAGCCUAGGCAUCCAGAUUACCAUCGCGACGCUCGCCGGGAUUACUUGGUACAACGCUAUAGAGCUCAUCGCCCUUGUGUUUGUGACUUUCAGUGACUAUCAGGGUCUAUAUUUCUGGAGUUUACUGGUGUCGUCGUCCGUGGGACUCAUACCAUAUUCGCUCGGGUUCCUGCUCAAGUUCUUCCAACUGACAUCGGCAACAUGGCUAUCCGUCACCUUCAUUACUGUCGGCUGGUAUUGCAUGGUCACCGGCCAGGCCAUCGUCCUGUACUCACGACUACAUCUCGUCCUUCCUAACCCGCGCGUUCUUCGCCGGGUGCUGGCCAUGAUCCUCAUCAACGCCGUCAUUCUUCACUUCCCAACUACUGUCUUCACCUACGGCUCCAAUUUGGCAGGCGACAAGGAUACCUAUCAAACGGGUUACAAUGUUAUGGAGAAAAUCCAGAUGACCGGAUUCUGCAUCCAAGAAUUCGUCCUCUCCGCCCUGUACAUCUGGGAAACGAUUCGCAUGCUUCGUCUUGACCCGGAUAGAAGUAAGCGCAAGAUCAUGUAUCAGCUCGUUACAAUCAACAUGAUGAUUAUCCUCAUGGACAUCGGCCUUCUCGUCGUUGAAUACAUGGAUUACUACAUCAUGGAAACAAUGAUCAAGGGUGUCGUCUACAGCGUCAAACUGAAACUUGAGUUUGCUGUUCUCGGAAAACUUGUUUUCCUCGUCAGCAGUCAUAUAUGGAAACAAGAGUCUGUCACCGGCGCACCUGCGGAGCUGCCAGACUUUGUUGAUGCCACGCGAGUCACCUCAGACCUCACCCACGCAACCCCGAGAGCACGACAACGCUCCCAUCCUUUCAUGGACGAUGAUGACGUCGACAUCGCUAUGUUUGAACACUCGGGUCCUCCACGUGAAUCAGGAACAGGCAACUCGGAUAUCUCACAUGCUCUAAGCGGCGAAACACAGACGAAUAACCCUCCAUGCUCAGAACGAGACUUUACCGAAUCACCCUCGCGACUACCACCCUUACACAUCAAGGAAUCAACAUACCCCGGCUGA
Aspergillus puulaauensis is the source of this 1110-nucleotide messenger RNA. RefSeq lists its product as uncharacterized. The transcript has a single exon. The record is from RefSeq and is a predicted model, not a curated record. Bases 1 to 1110 code for a protein of 369 amino acids. NCBI's taxonomy places the organism in Eukaryota, Fungi, Ascomycota, Eurotiomycetes, Eurotiales, Aspergillaceae.